[Torrubiella] hemipterigena is the source of this 2616-nucleotide messenger RNA. The record is from the annotation of a GenBank genome assembly. NCBI's taxonomy places the organism in Eukaryota, Fungi, Ascomycota, Sordariomycetes, Hypocreales, Clavicipitaceae.
UCCACGACGAAAGGGUCACCACCAUAACGACUUCAAUCAGGCAUCUUUGUCGCACUUUUCAGCUUGAUUCCUUAUUCCAACAUGUCGAACCAGACUGUAAAGUCUACGCUCCGGUCGCUAGGUCGAUUCAACGGGGUCUCGUCUGCUCUGCUUGGCCCGUCCAGGAGGCAGUUCAGCACCACGUGCCGUCGAGACAUCCGAGCGACCUUUGAAAUGACAGAAAACCCUGAGCUCAACCAUGUUCUCAAGACCAUCCAAGACAAGAUCGUUCUGCCAGCCCAUCUGCCCGCGAAGCAGCGCAAGAUGGUCUUUGAUACCAAGCAGCGCGGCCGCCUCGAACAAAACCCGGUAAUUCUUGAUAUUGAGGACCUUGAGCACAAAUUCGAGCCGAUAGACAGAUUCAAGGAUCUUCCAAACGCAAAGAAGAUGCUACGACUGGCAUUGAGCAAGAUGGAAACGAGCGAAGACUGGAAGAACCUUCCCAUUCUUUUGACCGGAUACAAGCAGGCGCAGAUUAAGCUCAGUCCCGUUGAGUGGGCUAGCACUGUACGAAAGGCUUGCGAUUCUGGCAACGUGCAUAUCAUUCUAGAAUGCGCAAAGCAGCCCGAAGCCACCGGCCUCAACAUCUCUCACCCAGACAUUGCCGCUCUCCUUCUCUCUUUCCUUAAUGACCGCACCGUUGUGACAAACAUGGACGCCGCCGAAACUACACAGUCGCUCAAGUUUUGCGAAACGAUUCUUGAUCUCUUGGCCCGUCCUCAACACGCCCCCGCGACACACACCGCCAAGCUCGCUAGAGCAGAGAACAACAAACUUUUCCGCGGCCUAGUCCUCUUUGCCCGCCUCUCGCUGCUCAAGUCGGAGAUUCAGGCUGAGGCUGCCACCGACAGACUUAGCCUGUUAGCUCAAGAUGAAGUCGACCGCCUCACAACGCUCUGGGGUGAUUCUCACCAGUCCAAUCUCGAAGAGCUAUCUGACAUUUCACUAUUAUCACCGAAGCAGACCUCUACUCCCACCGAUAGCAACUUGUCAGGAUUCUAUUACACUCGCGUUAUAGCACAAAACAUCAGGGCUCUCGCCGAUGCCCAGCAAUUGCUCGACAGCGACGCAUCUAAGCUCCAACCUAUCCAGAAAGCUCUGCAAGAGCACCUGGGUAACGUGGUCAAGGCCAACAGCAGCAAGGCAGAAUCUUGGGGCAAGGAAUAUGAAACUAUUGUUGGAGCAGCGUUGUAAAACAGGGCCAUGGCGGCUGUUGUAUUCACACAGACAAGACAGCAUGUACGACUUGCAUUGUUUUUAUUAGAUUAAAUUUUCUACACAUCAUGUACAAUACAAAAAUUAUUUUCCCCUACUUUCUUAUGGCAGAACAAUGUACUUUUCCAAAUGCUUAGGAACGGCAUCCAGCAACUUCUUCUCCGUAAGCCACUUUCUGGAGAAGAGGCGAUCCGCGUAGCGGUAAGCACCAUCGCAGAGAAUAGUGACGACCUUGUUGCCCUUGCCGAGCUUCUCUGCGACCUCCUUGGCAGCAACAACGUUUAGGGCAGAGCUUGCGCCGAGGUAGAGACCCUCCUCAUCCAAGCAGCGGUAGACCAUCUCAAUGCUCUUCUCGUCAGCAAUUGUUAGGGAGCCAUCGACCAGGUCGAUAUCAGGUUGCAAGUUAUCAGUGAUGCGACCCUGGCCAAUGCCUUCGGUAAUGCUGGAGCCGGUUCGCUCGAUUAGCUUACCGCCAGAGGUAAUGUAUGAGUGAAGGACGGAGCCAGGGGGAUCAGCCAAGAAGCUCUUGACCUUUCCGCCAGACACGUCCUUUAGGUAUCUAGUGAUACCGGCGAGCGUGCCGGCCGUGCCAGUAGCGCAAGUGAAGGCGUCAACCGUUCCGUUUGUUUGUGUCCAGAUCUCAGGGCCAGUUGUCUCGAUAUGGGCGCGUCGGUUCGCGGUGUUGUCGAACUGGUUCGUCCAGACGGCGUUCUCGAGUCGCUCAGCGUGACGCUUCGCCUGGUGGUUGUAGUUAUCGGGGUUGUCGAAUGCGACGGCAGGGACGGGGUAGACCUCGGCGCCGAGAAGACGCAGAAGAUCAAUCUUGCCCUGGGACUGGGUGUUGGGCAUGUAGAUGACGAGCUUGUAUCCCUUAGAGCGGCAGACAUGAGCCAGUCCAAUGCCAGUGUUUCCGGCCGUUCCUUCGACGACGGUACCGCCAGGAAGCAAAAGGCCGCGCUCCUCAGCAUCCUUGACGACGUAGAGGGCGGCGCGGUCCUUGACAGAGCCACCGGGGUUCAUGAACUCUGCCUUGCCGAGGAUCUCGCAGCCUGUCUCUUCGGAGAGGCGGUUGAGGCGGAUCAGGGGGGUAUUUCCGAUGGCUGUAGUUGGGGAGAACAGUUGUUAGACGACGCGCUCUUCAAUUGAGUAAAGCGGGAGCACUGAUGGCUGCCAAUUCAAUGGUAGACGAACCUCCAGUGAGGCCCUUGGCGAUGCCCUGCGCCUUGGAUACCGAAAUGGUGUAAGCCGAAGGCUCGGCUGCGACGGCGGCAGUGGCCAGUCUUCGCAGGCUGUGUCGGAACAUGGCUGGGAUGGGAAUUAGCUACGCCAAGUAUGUGAUGAGACAGGACGUGGUCGAGCGAC